Messenger RNA from Ceratitis capitata (Mediterranean fruit fly), 3211 nucleotides. RefSeq names its product nuclear hormone receptor HR78 (gene Hr78). Lineage: Eukaryota; Metazoa; Arthropoda; Insecta; Diptera; Tephritidae. The transcript has 7 exons. The record is from RefSeq and is a predicted model, not a curated record. Bases 533 to 2416 code for a protein of 627 amino acids. Gene Ontology annotation, biological process: anatomical structure development; cell differentiation; regulation of transcription by RNA polymerase II. Gene Ontology annotation, molecular function: zinc ion binding; nuclear receptor activity; RNA polymerase II cis-regulatory region sequence-specific DNA binding.
UAUGAGUUAUUUAUGAAAUUAUUUCACGUUAUCAUUUAUCAUACCUGGCAACAUUCAAAAGAAUUUUUUGCUCCAAUUACCCAAGCAACCCUGCUUAUCAUUGACAGCAAGUGCAACAGCGGAAAGAAAAAGAUGUGCAGGAAACUUGUUUCAGUGAUUUAAUUUUAUUAUUAUUAAUAUUAUUUUAAAUAUUUGUCAUUUAGUUUGUACAUUUUGAGUUUUAAUUAAAAAUAUGUUUUAACCAAAUUUGUGUUUCCUUAAGUGUUUCAAAGUUUGCAUGAAUUAGUUUCGUUAGUAUUGACCUCGAAUGAACUGAAGUUGAGCGACCUCCCAAGAACAUCAAUGUAGCAGAAAGCAGCAUAGAAGAAUACAAAUAAAUCAGUCAAACUUAUCAGUCAGGUUCAUAGGAGCACGCAUGUUACACAUACAUAAAUAUUAAUGGUAAACUUUGACAUCAUUUUUACUACAACGCAUAGGGCGAAAGUGUACAAAUAAACGUUCAUACGGUCUAUAUUAACACAUUUCGUCUGAUAUGGGCGCAAGUGGUUUUAAGAACGAAGAUAACAAAGCGGCAAUAGCAACAAUUGUGCAUCAAGUUGGAAGCGGUAAUGGUACAAGUGGUAGUAGUUUAGCAAAUACAACAACGGCGACCAAUAUGAGCAUUGAAACGUGUCUAGUGUGUGGAGAUCGUGCAUCAGGUCGACAUUAUGGGGCAAUUUCAUGUGAAGGCUGUAAGGGCUUCUUCAAACGUUCCAUACGCAAGCAAUUGGGAUAUCAAUGUCGAGGAUCUAUGAACUGUGAAGUUACAAAACAUCAUCGUAAUCGUUGUCAAUUUUGCCGUCUCCAGAAAUGUUUAGCCAGCGGAAUGCGAAGUGAUUCAGUUCAACAUGAACGAAAACCGAUUGUUGAUAAAAAGGAGUUUGCUGGCAGCUCUUCCUCAGGAUCAUCCACGUCAACAGUAACCAAUGCUGCUGCAACAGCUACCGCUUUAAGUGCAAACAAUACUGCCACUGGAAGCGCGAAUUUGCUCUUUGGGCAUAAUCUGAGCGCCAGCGUCGGUUGCAACGAUAAAUCCGAAGCACCCUCUACUUCAAAAUCUUCUUCAUAUAUUCCAUACAAUUUAUCUUUACCAGAGAUUAGGCAAGCUAUUGUAAACAAUACAGAUAUACCAGUCCCACCUUUACCCUUUCAACUUACAUUUGCCGAUAUGAGACAGAUUAUAGAAAGUGCGAAAAAUUUCCAACAAGACAAGCAGCAAGCGCAACCACUAUAUUUCUCACCGGACUUGUCAAAACCUAUCGACGAAGAAGAUGAUGAUGACGAGUCUAUGGACAAUAGCAGCACGACGUGUUUGCAAAACUUAACUACCAAUGCAAAUAAUAAUAAUAAUACACAAAACUUAAAUCUGAAUAUAGACCCAGUGCAUAGUCCUGUCACAGCAGUUGGACAAAUUCAUACAGCAUUGGACAGACGGGUUAUUGAAAAAGCGUUACAAUUGCUAAUACCUAUACAAAACCAAUUGGAGCGCUUAUCCUCAGCAACUGGUAAUGGCAAUAUGGAAGGAUCACCCACAAUUAAAAAUGAAAUGGAUGAUGACGAUAUGGGCGAAGAUAGUGGCGCAGAAGAUGAAUAUGAAAUUGCUGAAGCAAUACUAGGUGUUAAUAAUGCCAAGGAAUUCGUGAUUAACGAGUGUGUCUUCGAGAAUGAGGUCUUGUCUAGUGCCCAAGCAGCUUUUAAUCUACAAACUCCGAACUUAAUAUCAGCCUAUCUCAAUCUGCAUUAUAUAUGCGAAACUGGUUCGCGCGUAGUUUUUCUUAGCAUCUAUUGGUUGCGCAAAAUAGCGGUAUUCGAUCAACUAGAUGCUCGCACACAAAUUAAAUUGUUGCGUGCCAGUUGGCCCGGUUUGCUUGUAAUUGCGCUAGCGCAAGUGAAAAGUCUAUCCAUUACCACAAUUAUCAAUACACUAGUGGCAAAUGUACGGCAACUGGCUGAUGUUGACAAAAUCGAACCACAAAAAAUAAGAAAGCUAAGCGAACACAUAGCGCGCAUACAUUCAUACAUACAAGAGACAUUGACGUUGGAGUUGGAUGACAUGGAAUUCGCUUUUCUACGCCUCGCUAUUUUAUUUAACCCACACAUGCUGCUGCGGAAGCGUGAACGUAAUGUACGCGACUUUGUGCGUCGCGUUCAACUAUAUGUACUAUCUAGUUUGCGAAAAUAUAUUGCUAGUCAAUUAAGUGACAAUGAGCAGCAGGCGGAAGAACGUUUUAGUACGCUAAUUAUAACAUUAAUACCAUUAGCUGCCUUAGAGUCAGAUAUUAUUGAAGAAUUAUUUUUUUCAAAUUUAAUAGGGCAAGUCCAAAUUGAAAAUAUGAUACCGUAUAUUUUAACACUGAGCGCCAACAAUAGCCUAUAAUUAAUAUGCAUAUUUUAAUUAUUGAAAUGUGUCGGGAGGUUGGUUUCUCGUCAAUGAGCAAAUGAAUUAAUUGCAGUCGAAUGAUACUGCUUAAGUCGGUUAACUCUAUAUACCUUAAUUUACAAUUUAGUGCUCGAAAAUUUAUGAUCAUCUCCUCCCCCGACCCCCCGUGUAAACAAUGGCUUAGUACUUAACUAAUGUCUAACAUACAUAUAUUUGUGAAAUAGAGCAAAGCAUUUCCUGAGAUUUCGCUAUAAGCUUUUGAUGGAAUAGUCGAUUUAGAUAGUCAACAAUUGCUGCUAGAACAACGAAAUUUUAAAGCGUCAAGUCUUCACCCAAGUGCAAGCGAAGGAUAUAUCCUUUGCUUAUGUUUACUUUAUACAAAAACAUAAUAAUAAAUAUGCAUACAUACCAUAUAUAUAUAGAUGAUAUAUAUGUAAGUGACAAUAAUAACAGACUGAAAGUAUGGAAAAUGAUUUAUAAAAGUUGAAAAUAGCGCUUUUUGGCUUUUAUAUCAUGGACUUUUGCUUGCGAUCAAAAAAAAAAAAAGAAAAAAAGAAAAGGCCAAAAUGUGGUAGAAAUUUUAAAUUUCACCUCAAAAUUUUAAAUUAAAGAGAAAAAAACGUUAAGUGCAAAUGUCAAAGAUCAGAUCUUUGCAAUUACAAUUAUAUGAAACUUUUUACAUUAUUAAGCAGCACCCAGUUAGGGUCAAGCUAUGUCAUAGAUUUAAGUGAAGCCUACAUACAAUGCGCAUUUUUAAUUUGCAAUAAAAGUUUAAUUUUUUACUUAAAAAAG